GAGCUCAAAAGGCUGCAGCGUACCUUGGAGCAAGUUGGUGAUGGAAAAUAUUUACUUGAAAACCAUCAGCUUGCUAUGGAUGUGGAGAAUAAUAUUGAGAAAUAUCACAUUAAUUUACAGCCCUUGGAAUCAAAAGUGAAAAUCAUCCAGAGAGCAUGGCGAGAAUAUCUACAGCGUCAAGAUAUACAGAACCAGGACCAAUUGGAGAAGCGCAGCCCAUCACCACCUUCCGUAUCCUCUGACAAGCUGAGCAGUUCCAUCAGCAUGAACACCUUUUCAGAUGGCAGCACUCCUGAUGGCAUGGAUUUAGGCAGCGACUCCUGCAGCAGCCGCUCCAGCUCGGCAUCCAGUUCCAGCAAAGUGACCCCUUGCUCGGAAUGCAAAUCUUCCCCUUCGCCUACCAGCCUGGACUUGGCUGUUUUGGAGGACUCCGAGGAGGAGGAGGAGGAGGAAGGUGACGAAGACGACUUCCAGGGUUACCCCAAGAGGAAGGAGAUUGAUGUGUGGGUGGAGGACGGGAGCUAUGCCGCCUGCUAUGCCAAAACCGCCCUUGCCAGGAGGAGUUUAGUCCAGCAGCUGGAGGGAGAGCGGGGCACCAGCCUGGCCAUGCCCGCCUUGCCCCCGCCGGCACCCAACGGCAACCCCCCUCCUCCUCAUCAUCAGCAGCAGCAUCACUACCAGCCCCCGCAGCACGACCCGAGCCACCAGCCCCUGCCUCACCGACACCAUCGCCCCCACCCCUUGGACCUCCGGCACAAUGCCAACGUGGUGCCCCCGGGCCGCAGGACUGGACCCAAACGGGGCGGCGGAGGUUACAGGAAAGCCCCUCACCUCCAGAAAGCCCAGCCGCCGCCGGGGAGCACGGGGGCGGCGGCAGGGGGGGCCCGGCUCAGCAAUGGGGGCCCGCCGGUGACCUUCCACCCCUUAGAGAACUCCUCCUCGGGCUUGAAAGAGCCGGAGCCUCAGCUGCCCACUAUGGACUGGGAAGCGCUGGAGAGGCACCUGGCUGGGUUACAGUGUCAAGAGCAAGAGAUCCGGAGCCAGAAGGGUAGCUACACCUCCGCUCAAAAAAAUGAGAGGGAGUCUAUCAGACAGAAACUGGCCCUUGGAAGUUUCUUUGAUGAUGGCCCAGGAAUUUAUACCAGCUGUAGUAAAAGUGGCAAGCCAAGCCUUUCUUCUCGGUUACAAAGUGGGAUGAAUUUGCAGAUUUGUUUUGUAAAUGACAGUGGCAGUGACAAAGACAGUGAUGCUGAUGACAGCAAGACAGAAACAAGUCUGGAUACACCCUUGUCCCCCAUGAGCAAGCAAAGCUCUUCCUACUCUGACAGAGACACUACUGAGGAGGAAUCUGAAUCCCUGGAUGACAUGGACUUUCUCACAAGACAAAAGAAACUUCAAGCUGAAGCCAAAAUGGCCUUGGCGAUGGCAAAACCAAUGGCCAAAAUGCAAGUCGAAGUGGAAAAACAGAACAGGAAAAAAUCUCCAGUAGCUGAUCUUCUGCCACAUAUGCCUCAUAUAAGUGAAUGUUUGAUGAAAAGAAGCUUAAAACCCACAGACCUGAGAGAUAUGACAAUUGGCCAGCUACAAGUGAUUGUCAAUGAUCUGCAUUCACAGAUAGAAAGCUUGAAUGAAGAAUUGGUGCAGCUGCUGCUUAUUCGAGAUGAAUUGCACACAGAACAGGAUGCCAUGCUGGUAGACAUUGAGGACUUGACUAGUGCGGCCCCCUAUCAAUACCAUGAUAAUUUAGCACCAUUGCUGCAGACAAGACACGCUGAAAGUCAGCAGAAGCACAUGGCAGAGAAAAUGCCAGCAAAAUAAAAGGAAAAGCCAUUGGACAAAAGAACCAGCUAGAACAUUUUGCUUCUGUGGUUGUACAAACGCUGAUGCUCCACGCGUGGCGCACAAGAAAAUCAGUGUCGGUCAUUGAUUCCAGGUGCAAUCUGCCAAGCACGAGGAACCCUGCACGAGCCCCCCCUUGAAACAAAAUGGUGGAUGCACUGCCACAGUGCUUGGUAACUUGUUCCUGAUGUCUGAAGCUUUAUGUCCAGUGAUUGGCCUAUGCUUUUUAAUUUAUUUGCUGUUGAGGGGUUUUGGGGGGGUUUUUUUACUUGUGCCACUAAAUAUUGGACAGUUCAAUAAUCUUAUUGUAGAACAAAAUGUACAGUACUUAUAAACAUUGCAAACAUGAAAGAAGAAAAAAGAGGAUAGUUUAACUUUUAUUUUUGUUUAUUUAGAGAAUUUUAAGUUAAACAGUAUUUUACCAUUGACUACUUAACUAUUGUUUAACCGUAGUUUUAAAAAAAUGAGACUGUAAUUUGACGGUGCUAUACAAGUAAAGAGAAGAACAUACAUGCCUGCCUCGUAGUGAAGUCGUAGCUUUCAGUAAUAUGUAUAUUUUAAUCAGUUUUCAACAUUUUGUGAAUGUUGACUACCUGACAUUCAUUUUUAGAUGUGCUAUUAACAAACAUGCGGUUGGGUGGAAAGAAGCUACCUUGAAAGUUUUAUGUAUAAAUAUGUAAAAUAAAAAUUAAAAAUUUC
Molecule: messenger RNA, 2538 nt
Organism: Pogona vitticeps (central bearded dragon)
Lineage: Eukaryota; Metazoa; Chordata; Lepidosauria; Squamata; Agamidae
Gene: SCHIP1
Product: schwannomin interacting protein 1
Biological process (GO): positive regulation of hippo signaling
Cellular component (GO): plasma membrane; cell junction
Source: RefSeq, a predicted model, not a curated record